Daktulosphaira vitifoliae (grape phylloxera) is the source of this 1886-nucleotide messenger RNA. Its product is annotated as copine-8-like. The record is from RefSeq and is a predicted model, not a curated record. Gene Ontology annotation, cellular component: plasma membrane. NCBI's taxonomy places the organism in Eukaryota, Metazoa, Arthropoda, Insecta, Hemiptera, Phylloxeridae. Gene Ontology annotation, molecular function: calcium-dependent phospholipid binding. Gene Ontology annotation, biological process: cellular response to calcium ion. The transcript has 8 exons. Bases 211 to 1848 code for a protein of 545 amino acids.
AGUUUCUGAUAAAUAUUGUCCCGAUUCUUAUAUCCCUAAUCGAUUCAUAAACAUUCUAAUCAAAUUUUUGAGAAAAAUGUGUUGCUUAUCAUUCGUGAUAAAUUAUAAAUUUCAAGAUGUUACAAAAAUUUUGAUAUUCUACAAUAUUAUAUUUGAUACCAGUUGUCGUCUCUUCAGAUAAAGGCUUAGAUUGUAUAUUAUAAAUUAAAAAUGGCAUUUGUUCCUGAAUCUGCACCAGUUCCUUCAAUAGAUGUUGAACUUUCGUUAGCAUGCAGAGGACUAUCUGGUUCAGACAUUUUAUCUAAAUCUGAUCCUAUGUGUGUGACAUAUAUUCAACAAUUUAAUAAAUCUCAGUGGACAGAAUUUCAUCGUACUGAAACUGUAAAAAAUAAUGAAGAUCCAAAUUUUGUCUCUAAAGUACUUAUAAGUUAUCGAUUUGAAGAAAGACAGCCAUUAAUGUUUGAGAUUUAUGAUUCUGAUUCAAAAAGUAAAGACUUAUCUGCCCAUGAUUUUCUUGGAACUGUUACUACUACAUUAGGGCAACUUGUAACUACUAAACGUAAUAAAAUACAAUUAAAAGGUCGUGAUGAUAACUUAAAACAAGGAUUUUUAAUUAUAACUGUUGAAGAGUUAUGUUCAAAUAAUGAUGAAGUAAUAUUAGAAUUAAAAGGUCUAAAAUUAGAUAAGAAAGAUUUUUUUGGAAAAUCAGAUCCAUUUUUAGAAUUUUUCAAACUUACAGACACUGGAAAUUAUACUUUGGUUCAUAAAACUGACGUUAUUAAAAAUACGCUUUCACCUCAUUGGAAAAGGUUUAUUAUUCCUAUUAAAAUACUAUGUAAUGGUGAUUAUGACCGAACUUUGAAAAUUAUUUGCUUUGAUUGGAAUUCUUCUGGUGAUCACAGCCUUAUUGGAGAGUUUCAUACUACUUUAAAAGGUCUCUUAGAACCUAAUGCUACCUUCAAGUGCAUAAAUGGAAAGAAAAAGGAAAAAAAGAAAGAUUAUACAGAUUCUGGUGAAAUAUAUGUGACAUAUGCCAAUGUUGAGAAAACUUAUUCUUUCUUAGAGUAUAUUCAAGGAGGAACAGAAAUACAUUGCACUGUGGCUAUUGAUUUUACUGGGUCAAACGGACUCCCCUCACAUCCAAAAUCAUUACACUUUAUUAAUAAUUUAACCAUGAAUUCUUAUGAACAAGCUAUUUGGAGUAUAGUUUCUAUAAUUGAAGAUUACGACACAGAUAAACAGUUUCCCGUACUUGGCUUUGGAGCUAAAAUUCCCCCUUAUGGACAGGUUUCUCAUGAAUUUUUUGUCAAUAUGAGUGUUGAUAAUCCACAUUGUUUUAGUGUAAGAGGUGUACUGGAUGCUUACCGCAAUUGUAUUAAAUUAGUUCAAUUGUAUGGCCCCACAAAUUUUGCUCCUGUAAUUAACCAUGUAACUAGAAUUGCACAACAUAAUCAAGGGGGAAAUGGCUACUUUAUUUUACUCAUACUAACUGAUGGUGUCAUAACUGACAUGCAGGAAACAGUCCAAGCAAUUGUAACAGCAUCAAGAUUACCAAUUUCUAUUAUUAUUGUGGGAAUAGGUAAUGCAGAGUUUGACUCAAUGGAAGAAUUAGAUUCUGAUAAAAAGAUGUUAAAAACAGUUGAUGGUGUUAAAGCUGAGCGUGACAUUGUGCAGUUUGUGCCUUUCAAUAAGUAUUACAAUCAGGAUCCUAGUGUUGCUAAUCUAUACUUGGCUAAAGAAGUAUUGGCUGAAGUUCCUAAACAGUUUUUGAGUUACAUGAAGAGUAAGGGUAUUAUUCCAAAAAAUCAAUCUGCAAAUGUGCCAAACAUUGAAAAUUUAAAAAUUUAAUGUGUGUGAAUUUGAUCAAAUAAAUUCAAUUAUUUUUA